UGCCCGGCUCUUCGCUCUGCCCAGGCACCUCCGUGAUGACCGUGAACGCCACGGAUGCGGACGACGCGGUGAACACCGACAACGGCAUCGUCAGCUACUCCAUCGUCAGCCAGCAGCCGCCCAGCCCGCACCCCCAGAUGUUCACCAUUGACCCGGCCAAGGGCAUCAUCAGCGUGCUGGGCACGGGGCUGGACCGGGAGACCACUCCCACCUACACGCUGAUUGUCCAGGCCACGGACCAGGAGGGCAAAGGUCUGUCCAACACCGCCACGGCUGUCAUUGAGGUCACGGAUGCCAACGACUCCAGCACCGAUGACAUCCUGAAGACCAACAAGGCUCCAGCCAAACCUGAGAUGCUGAGCGGUUCCCUGACCACCCACGUGCUGAACACGGCCACAGGGCUGCCCGCUGCCGGCCUCGCUCUGCGUCUGGCACAGCUGAGGGAGCCAGGGGGACAGUGGACAGAGCUGGCACAGAGGUGGACAGAUGCAGAUGGACGCUGUUUGCCCUUCCUGCACCCUGGACAGGCUGAGGCUGGCACCUAUAAACUGCACUUCGAGACGGCAGCUUACUGGCAAAGCCUGGGGUACAACAGCUUCUACCCCUUUGUGGAGGUUGUCUUCACCAUCACUGACCCAGCCCAGAAGCUGCACGUCCCACUGCUGAUCAGCCCCUACUCCUACACAACGUACCGGGGCAGUUAGGGCAAGGCACAUCCUCGCUCCAAUGCCACAGGGGAACUACUUGACUGAUACCAUUAAAGGACUCAAACAGCA
Meleagris gallopavo (turkey) is the source of this 776-nucleotide messenger RNA. RefSeq names its product cadherin-1-like. Gene Ontology annotation, molecular function: calcium ion binding; cadherin binding; beta-catenin binding. Gene Ontology annotation, biological process: cell morphogenesis; adherens junction organization; synapse assembly. Gene Ontology annotation, cellular component: catenin complex; cytoplasm; apical junction complex. The record is from RefSeq and is a predicted model, not a curated record. Lineage: Eukaryota; Metazoa; Chordata; Aves; Galliformes; Phasianidae.